Molecule: messenger RNA, 4362 nt
Organism: Cucurbita pepo subsp. pepo (vegetable marrow)
Lineage: Eukaryota; Viridiplantae; Streptophyta; Magnoliopsida; Cucurbitales; Cucurbitaceae
Source: RefSeq, a predicted model, not a curated record
CAGCUUUCCUACUCUGUCCUCAAUAACUAUAAAUACGCCUGUCUUGACUCUAGUUCAACUUCUGUGGCUCCCUUUUCACUCCCGCUUUCCUUUCUUGGCGGUUUUGUUGUGCUUGCCACCCAACUCAUCCUCUACUGAUCUGCGCCACAAUGAGGCUCCGUUUGGGGUUUAUCGCGUCAAUUUAUCUCCUCCAGGUUCUAUAUUUUGUCCUAGCGUAUGCAGAGAGGUCUAACAUACGGUUGCUGUUAUCUACGAAUGGCACAUCAGGGGAAAAACAUUCUGAAGGAUAUUGCACAAUGUAUGGUAUCUGUGGAAAACGACCUGAUGGUAAGGUGUUGAACUGUCCGACUGGUACCCCAUCUGUGCAGCCAGAUAAUCUUCUUUCAUCAAAGAUUCAAAGUCUAUGUCCAACUAUUACUGGCAAUGUUUGUUGCACAGAAGAACAAUUUGACACCCUACGAUCACAGGUUAUGCAGGCUAUUCCGUUUCUUGUUGGUUGUCCAGCAUGCUUAAGAAACUUUUUGAACCUAUUCUGUGAGCUUACCUGUUCUCCAAAUCAGAGCUUAUUCAUCAAUGUGACUUCUGUUUUAAAGGUUAAUAGCAGCCUUACAGUUGAUGCCAUUGAUUAUUAUGUAGCUGAUGCUUUUGGUGAAGGGCUAUUUGAGUCCUGCAAAGAUGUAAAAUUUGGUACGAUGAACACACGAGCCAUGCAAUUUAUUGGUGCUGGUGCUCAAAAUUUUAAAGAGUGGUUUGCUUUUAUCGGUAAACGAGCUAGUCCUAGCAUGCCUGGUUCACCAUAUGCUAUUGGAUUUCCCUCUACCAUGUCUGAGUCAUCUGGAAUGAAGCAUAUGAAUGUAUCGGCUUAUUCUUGUGGAGAUACUUCACUAGGAUGUUCCUGUGGUGAUUGCCCUUCAGCUCCCGUCUGCAGCAGUACUUCAACCCCCGUUUUCCAUAGAAAAAAUUCUUGUUCAGUGAGAAUUGGGUCUCUCAAGGUCAAAUGUGUCGACUUCGCUCUGUGUAUCCUAUACAUUAUAAUUGCCUCUGCUUUUCUUGGAUGGAGUUUGUUUUAUCGCAAAUCUCAAAAGAGCCCUUCUUCGGGAACUAAAACAAUGCCGAAUAUUAUGGAUGGUAGCAGUCUCCAUUCUGCUACUAGGCAAAAGGAUGAAAGUUUGCCAAUGCAGAUGCUUGAAGAUGCUCCUCAAAUCAGAAGUAGGAUUCAGCUUUCAGUUGUCCAGGGAUACAUGUCCAAUUUUUAUAGGAAAUAUGGGAAAUGGGUGGCUAGAAAUCCAACAUUGGUGUUGAUUUCAUCACUUGCCAUUGUUCUUCUUCUGUGUUUAGGCCUCAUUCGUUUCAAGGUGGAGACACGGCCUGAGAAGCUAUGGGUAGGACCAGGAAGCAGAGCAUCCCAAGAGAAGGAAUUUUUUGACACACAUCUAGCCCCUUUUUAUAGGAUUGAACAGAUUAUAAUAGCCACAGUUCCAGAUACUGAGCACGGAAAGCCGCCAAGUAUUUUGAAUGAUAACAAUGUUAAGUUACUGUUUGGCAUACAAAAGAAGAUAGAUGGUAUUCGAGCUAAUUAUUCUGGUUCAAGCGUAUCUCUAAAUGACAUUUGCUUGAAGCCAUUGGAUCGUGAUUGUGCCACCCAGAGUGUCCUGCAGUAUUUCCAGAUGAAUCCAGAAAAUUUUGAUAACUAUGGAGGAGUCGAACACCUUGAAUAUUGUUUUGAGCAUUAUUCCUCUGCAGACAGUUGCAGGAGUGCAUUUAAAGCUCCUCUUGAUCCAAGCACCGCAUUAGGGGGAUACUCUGGGAACAAUUAUUCAGAAGCUUCUGCGUUCUUAAUAACUUAUCCAGUGAAUAAUGCUAUUAAUAAAGAAGGGAAUGAAUCUGGUCGAGCUGUGGCUUGGGAGAAAGCCUUCAUUCAGUUGGCUAAGACCGAGUUAUUGACAAUGGUGCAAUCUCAAAAUUUGACGCUUUCUUUUUCUUCGGAAAGUUCCAUUGAAGAGGAAUUAAAAAGAGAGAGUACUGCUGAUGUCAUCACAAUCUUGAUAAGCUAUCUUGUGAUGUUUGCUUACAUAUCUCUUACUCUGGGCGAUAGACCACAUUUAUCUACUUUUUAUGUUUCAUCAAAGGUGUUACUUGGUCUCUCCGGAGUUGUUCUUGUCAUGUUGUCUGUUCUUGGAUCAGUCGGGUUUUUCAGUGCAAUUGGAGUCAAAUCUACUCUAAUCAUUAUGGAAGUUAUCCCUUUCCUUGUUCUGGCAGUUGGAGUGGAUAACAUGUGUAUAUUGGUACAUGCUGUUAAACGGCAGUCAGUAGAAUUGCCUUUAGAAGGACGAAUUAGCAAUGCGCUCGUAGAAGUUGGACCAUCCAUAACACUAGCAAGUUUAUCUGAGGUUCUUGCAUUUGCAGUUGGAAGUUUCAUUCCUAUGCCAGCAUGCCGUGUCUUUUCCAUGUUUGCAGCAUUGGCCGUUCUUCUGGACUUCCUGCUGCAAGUUACAGCUUUUGUUGCUCUCAUAGUAUUUGAUUUCUUAAGAACUGAGGAUAAGAGAGUUGAUUGUUUUCCGUGUAUUAAGAACUCAGGAUAUGCUGGAAGUGAUAAAGGCAUCACUCAGAGGAAUCCUGGCUUGUUAGCCCGAUACAUGAAGGAGAUCCAUGCCCCUGUGCUUAGCAUCUGGGGAGUCAAAAUAGUUGUCAUAUCCAUCUUUGUUGGGUUCACAUUGGCAAGCAUUGCACUAUGCACCAGAAUUGAAGCUGGUUUGGAACAAAAGAUUGUCCUCCCCAAAGAUUCUUAUCUCCAGGGGUACUUCAAUAACAUUUCUGAACAUCUCAGAAUAGGUGCACCAGUAUACUUCGUUGUAAAGAACUACAAUUAUAGCAAGGAUGAAUUGUUUUUUUUUUUUUUUUUUUUUUUUUUUUUUUUUNGACAGACAAACCAAUUAUGCUCCAUCAGUCAAUGUGACUCAAACUCUCUUUUAAAUGAGAUUGCAAAAGCUUCACUAAUACCAGAGUCAAGUUACAUUGCUAAACCAGCUGCUUCAUGGCUUGAUGAUUAUCUUGUGUGGAUAUCUCCAGAAGCAUUUGGAUGUUGUCGGAAGUUCACGAAUGGGAGCUAUUGCCCCCCUGAUGAUCAGGCCCCUUGCUGUGCUUCUAAUGGUGGUUCUUGUGGUCUGAAUGGAGUAUGCAAAGAUUGUACAACGUGCUUUCUUCACUCGGAUCUGCAUGGUGGUAGGCCAUCCACUACACAAUUUAAGGAGAAAUUGCCAUGGUUCCUCAGUGCUCUACCUUCUGCUGAUUGUGCUAAAGGAGGUCAUGGGGCAUACACUAGUAGUGUUGAACUGAAAGGCUAUGAAAAUGGUGUUAUUCAAGCAUCUUCUUUCAGAACAUACCAUACUCCCCUGAAUAAGCAGGUUGACUAUAUUAAUUCGAUGAGGGCUGCUCAAGAAUUGAGUUCAAGGGUUUCUGAUUCUUUGAAGAUAGAAGUCUUUCCGUAUUCUGUAUUUUACAUGUUUUUUGAGCAAUACCUCAAUAUAUGGAGAACAGCACUGAUCAACCUUGCCAUCGCUAUUGGUGCGGUGUUUAUUGUGUGUCUGAUCAUCACAUGCAGCUUAUGGACCUCGGCUAUCAUCUUGUUGGUGUUGGCAAUGAUUGUUGUGGACCUCAUGGGCGUGAUGGCAAUUUUGAAUAUCCAAUUGAACGCAAUCUCUGUUGUCAAUCUUGUCAUGUCUGUGGGAAUUGCUGUUGAAUUUUGUGUGCAUUUGACACAUGCUUUCUCGGUUAGCAGUGGAGAUAAAGACCAACGCAUGAAGGAGGCUCUCAGUACAAUGGGAGCAUCUGUUCUUAGUGGAAUCACACUAACGAAGCUAGUCGGGGUCCUUGUACUUUGCUUCUCCAGGACUGAAGUUUUUGUGGUUUAUUAUUUCAAAAUGUACUUGGCACUAGUACUUCUUGGAUUUUUGCAUGGUCUCGUAUUCUUGCCGGUAGUGUUGAGCUUGCUCGGUCCACCUUCAAGAUGUGUGUUCGUCGAGCAACAGGAUAAUCGGCCCUCUACUUCGUCUCGGUCAUGAGAGCUUUGUUUUAAUUUGCUUUGGUAGUUGAACAGGGUUGAUUGGCAUGCAUGCUUAAACGACACGAGUAAAGAAAGGAAGAGAAAAUAUAUAGUAGCUUCUAACUUGUAAAGUGAAAUUGGCAUACAAGGUAGCAUUAGUGAUUUUCGUUUGUAAUUUGUAUAAAGCGUUGCUUCCUUGCGUUCGAACGACACUUAAGUUGUGACGGUGUUGGACAAUUCUGAUACCGUCCAUUGAUUAUGUUGAUGUUAAUGAAUAUUGUUGCAAAUCCAAAGUAGCCGUGCAGGAUUGUUUGUGGAGU